AUGGCAAAUAGAGCAGAUUUUUAUCAAACAACUGGACAAGAACUAUUCAUUCCUAAUGAAUUUGGAUGUUCAAAUGUUACUCUUUGGACAAAGUUUGGAGUACCUUCAUAUUUCGAAGAUCUUGAUAUUUCACAAUUUUACUCGUUUCUAAUGUUCCACAAUGAUGGUGAGAGUUAUGAUUUGUGUUCCAAAGUUGGAAAUUGGGAGAAGAAUUUAAAAUUGUCAUGUGAUGAACUGUUAUGUGAAAAUAAUGAUCGUGUUGAUAAUUUGAGUGGGUAUGUGGAAGAAAUUACACAAAACCAAACGACCAUUGUUGAUUGGAUCAAUUAUUGUCAAUACUGUUCCAAUAACCACACAUUACGAUCUUACAAACAUACACUCACACUUGGUAGAGGAUGUUUUCCAAAAGACAUCACAGUGAGCGCCAUGAUCAAUCAAUUUCCAAGCUCCAUCACUUUUUGUGGCACGGCUGAUUUUGGAAUUCCUAUUCUUGUGAACAAUACAAAUAUUGCAGCUGAUCCAUUUAUGACUCGAAACGGAUACUCCUAUAUAUGCUAUUGCGCACAUGACCAAUAUUUUAGCCUAAAAUGUGCAAACAAUGCGAUCAACUUGUUGGUACUGCAAGCCAUUUCAACAGGUCUCUCAGUCAUUCACCUCAUUUCAUGUUGCCUCACCUUUUUCAUGACCUUUUUACCAAAGUACACAGCCAGCUUUAGAGAAAAGAGACCGUUUAACACCAUUACCAUUACUUGCGUGAUCAUUGGUGAGAUAUUAUUAUUUUUCACAACAGUGUUUUCUCAAUACUUGGGUUCAAGUUUUUCAAUGACUAUACUCGGUAACUUUGCUCUUUCACUCCUCAUCUUUAGCCUUUUCACAUGGGUCUUAAAUUGGUGCAGAUUAAUUGUAUAUGUGAAAACAAAGAAAGCGACACCAUUUAUCAUCAUUUACCUCGUGUUAGCGUUGGUUUUCCUUGUGUUAUAUGUGGCAAUCCCAAUAUUAAUUUCAGUACUGGUUUGUGAUGACAUGACGUCCGUUAAUGUAUUCUUUGCAUAUUAUAAUUCCUCUUUAACCUUUCUUGCAUGUGCUGCAUUCAUAGCCCUCACUGUAUGGAUUUAUUGGACUAUGAAAAAGGUUUCUGACAUCAACAUGUUGAAUUCUUCAUGUUUGAGAUUUGUAAUUGUAGCCUCAAUUUCUAUCGUUGUGUUUGCUGCAACCAAUUUAAUUAUUAGAAUAACAGUCCUACACUCGAAUCUGUUAGCACAGGGAAUAUUUCUCGUAGUAUACAACACAAGCACGAUAUUUAUUACUUGUGGACUCACCAUUAUGGAAUUUGACAAGGAAGAAUUCCGAGACUUUUAUCGUUGCACCACAUGUUGGGCCAAAAUGCAAAAGACAAAGCAAAAGCAUGGAAAAGAUGAAUCUCUACUUGCUGAUAACUCGGACAACUUGGUCACGACAAAUAAUGAAGACUCCUCCACAUCACACAGUACCUACUACAGUCUUGUGAAACAUUAA
Naegleria lovaniensis is the source of this 1515-nucleotide messenger RNA. RefSeq lists its product as uncharacterized. The coding region runs from base 1 to 1515 and encodes 504 amino acids. The transcript is spliced from 2 exons. Lineage: Eukaryota; Heterolobosea; Eutetramitea; Acrasida; Naegleriidae. The record is from RefSeq and is a predicted model, not a curated record.